Messenger RNA from Strongylocentrotus purpuratus (purple sea urchin), 1108 nucleotides. RefSeq lists its product as uncharacterized. Lineage: Eukaryota; Metazoa; Echinodermata; Echinoidea; Camarodonta; Strongylocentrotidae. The record is from RefSeq and is a predicted model, not a curated record. The transcript has 2 exons. Bases 205 to 903 code for a protein of 232 amino acids. Gene Ontology annotation, molecular function: nucleic acid binding. Gene Ontology annotation, biological process: DNA integration.
AAACUACUGGAUGAGGUUGAGGACCCAUUGGGUAUCGAUCUGCUCCAUUUCGGGAGCCUCAAGCAAGAAGCACUACAGAAGGAGACUAACAGGGAUCCUAUUCUACAGCAAGUGAAAGAAUUCACUCAUGCUGGUUGGCCUGCAACUAUUCAGGAACUUCCAAACGAUUUGCGCCCAUUCUGGCCAUUUCGUGAUGAACUAGGCAUGUCUGGAGGUGUCCCCUUCAAAGGCAGGCAGGUGAUCAUUCCCCAAUCUAUGAGACAAGAUAUCCUUCAGCAACUGCACAAAGGCCAUCCGGGCAUCGAGAAGAUGAGACUCCUAGCGCGCCAGUCGGUUUACUGGCCAAACAUAAAUCGCCAGAUUGACGAAAGUGUCAGACUGUGCAACCAAUGCCAGGAAAGGAUGCCCGAGCAGAGAAGGGAACCACUCCUUCAUCAUGAAAUCCCUAUCACACCUUGGACCAAAGUAGGCAUGGACCUGUUUGAGUUGAAUAUGGUUCAGUAUCUUCUUAUAGUUGAUUAUCACUCGAAAUUCCCAGUCGUACAUCGGUUGACUUCCACAACGAGUGCAAGUGUGGCGAAUGCUGUAACUGGCAUAUUUGGCCUUCUGGGAUCUCCUACAGAGAUUAUGUCAGACAAUGGCCCACAAUUCAUCGGUGCCGCUUUUCAGCAAAUGUGCAAGGACUGGGGAAUUACGCAUCAGACCUCCUCACCAAGGUACCCCCAAUCAAACGGACAAAUAGAGCGUACGCUCCGAACAGUGACUAAGAGAUCAUACGGAAAACACAGGCAACUGGAGUACAGCAGCAGCUCUACUAAACCUACGAUGUACUCCAGUGGAUGCCCAUCUUCCAUCCCCAGCCGAAAUGUUCGGCCGCCAAGUCCGAACACUACUUCCUGCUAACCUUGAUUCGAAUACAACAUAUCAAGGACAAAAGAACCAGGAACGUUUGGAGCAGCGCAGGGGACGCAUGAAGACGGACUACGAUGCGGUUGGAAGCAAGCAAUUAGAGCUCCGCACUCAGAGUAGGACAGAAAGUCCGCUUCCUGGACAAAGAAUCCCACACUUGGAUUCCAGCUGAGGUGACAGACUUAUGUAAUGAUCUAUA